Messenger RNA from Drosophila ficusphila, 10552 nucleotides. RefSeq names its product neurofibromin (gene Nf1). The transcript is spliced from 18 exons. The coding region runs from base 257 to 8674 and encodes 2805 amino acids. Lineage: Eukaryota; Metazoa; Arthropoda; Insecta; Diptera; Drosophilidae. The record is from RefSeq and is a predicted model, not a curated record. Gene Ontology annotation, biological process: regulation of GTPase activity.
AUCUCCAUUAAGUACGCGACGGAACGGCAGCCUCCAAGAAAAAAAGUUAAACAAAAGCUGUGUGGAGAAAAUUUGCUUAAAAAACGGAAACUUAGCGGUCCAGGAAGCAAAAUAAGUAAACGUAACAAACAGAGAAGGACCACAAAACAUGGAAAACCUGCCAUUGGCUUUCCCCCUGCCCACCAACCAAUUAGUUCGCUUUUCACCAAACAAAAUGCAGUAAAAAACCAACAAAAUCUUGUGAAUACAACUCAGAAUGGCCACCCAAAAGCCAGGCGAAUGGGCAAGUGCCCUUUUGGCCCGCUUUGAGGAUCAGUUGCCGAACAGGAUUGGAGCCUAUGGAACGCAAGCCAGGAUGAGUCAGGACCAACUAGUGGCCUGUUUGAUCCAGAUAUCGAGAUACCGAUUCUCCCUGGUAAUUUCCGGGCUAACCAAGAUGCUGCAGAGGGUUAAUGAAGCGGCUCUUCAAAACCGACAUGAACCUGAAAGAUGCUACUUUGAGUCCCUCGUCAUUAUACUGACCACCCUGGAGCGAUGCUUAACCAAUCAGACCAAGGAUACUGCGCGCUUCGAGGAGGCUAUGAAUGUAAAGUUGCUGCUGCGCGAAAUCUCCCAAUUUGUGGACGUCCAAAGCGACAAUAAUCCAAAUGCCGCCCAGCUUAAGGCUCUGGCAUCAAAGGUGCUCUUUGCGCUGUCCCAGAAUCACUUCUCGGCGGUCUUUAAUCGCAUUUCAGCCAGGAUCCAGGAGCUGACAUCCUGCUCUGAGGAAAAUCCGGAUUACAACGACAUCGAAUUAAUUCAACACAUCGACAUGGAUAUGAUUAAGCUUACCAAACUGCUGCAAGAAACCAUCACAAAAUUUCGAUCAAAGCGUGCUCCGCCGUUGAUUUUGCUUUACUCGCUGGAGAAGGCUAUUUGGAACUGGAUUGAGUACCAUCCCCAGGAGUUUCAGGACUUGCAGCGAGGCACCAAUAGAGAUAUAUCCACAUGCUGGGAACCUCUAAUGGACUUUGUGGAGUACUUCAAAACAGAGAACAAGAAAAGCAAAACCCUCGUGUGGCCACUGCAAAUGCUUCUGCUGAUAUUAAACCCCUCUUGCCUUGAGGCCGUCGUCAACGAGUUGCAACAGUCCGAGAAAGAGAAAGAAAAGGACAAGGAAAAAGAAAAGGUUGCGUCUAAGUCGGGUCAAUCCACAUCCCGGGACAAGGACUUUUCGGCCAAGCAAUUCAUUGAGAGCAUCAAAAGAGGUCUGGGCCAGCACUCGCCCUCCAAGCAGGUCACCGAAUCCUCUGCCAUUGCCUGUGUAAAACUCUGCAAAGCAUCAACCUACAUCAACAACACCGACUCCAAUAAUGUGGUCUUUAAAUUAGUGCAGUUUUUUAUUAACGAUCUCAAGGCGUUGCUCUUUAAUCCGGCAAAGCCCUUCUCCCGCGGUCAGGGCUAUAACUUUGCGGAUAUCGAGCUGAUGAUUGACUGUUGGGUUUCCUGUUUCCGGAUAAAUCCCCACAACAUCGAAGCGCUGAAAGUCUGCCUGAAUUUAUCGUCUCCGCAGGCGUAUCACUUCGUCAUAGUUUGCUCCCUUUUAAGGUUGGCACACAUAUAUGUAGACUUUCGCUUGCAAAACAAGAAUCCCUUCCGGAUUGUCAACCAACCAAGAUUGUCCUGGUGGCCACAAACAGAUGUGGUUCAUUACCGCUCCGCUGAGCUAAGGGCUCUCUUUACAGAUACUCUAAACAAAGCCACACAGGGUUAUAUCGCUCAUACCCCACUGCGGUACAUAACAUCACUGACACUCAAAUCCAAAGACACCCAGAAGGGUUUAACCCGGGCUGAAGAAGGUCCGGCCCACAAAAUGCUGUUGCUGCUGCUAGUGCGGCUUAUUCAUGCUGAUCCCACGCUUUUAUUGAAUACCCAAGGAAAAGUGGCUCACGAAGUGCAAAGCUCGACUUUGGAGCUGAUCAACGGGUUGGUUAGCUUAGUGCAUCAAACGACAAUGCCCGAUGUGGCCCAGGAGGCUAUGGAAGCGCUGCUUGCACUGCACGCCCCGGAAAAAAUUGAGGUUUGGAAUCCAGAGGCUCCCAUCAACACAUUCUGGGACGUGAGCUCCCAGGUUUUGUUCUCCAUUUCUCAAAAGCUCAUCCAGCACCAAAUAGCCAAUUAUACGGAUGUAUUAAAAUGGCUUCGCGAGAUCCUUAUAUGCCGGAAUACGUUUCUCCAGCGCCACAAGGAUUACGCGCACGUGGGGAGUCAAAUCGCUAUUUGCAAGCAGGCUCACAUUAAGAUGGAAGUGGUUUUCUUUAUGUACCUGUGGAGCGUUGAUUUGGACGCAGUCCUGACAUCUCUUUCCUGUUUUGGAUUACUAUGCGAGGAAGCAGAGAUCUGCUGCAGUUCCGACGAGCUGACGGUGGGCUUCAUUAUGCCGAAUUAUCACAUUUACCAAGAGCUCGCUCAGUUGUCAACAUCUGCAACGGACUCCCGCAUCUGUUUCUUUGACAACACCCAUGGCAAUGUGCUUAGCCGCCUCACACUCCAAAAGCGAAUAAUGACCCUAUUGCGCAAAAUUGAGCACUGCGUCCAUGGUGUUCAACCCGCUUGGGAGGAGACCUUUCGCAACUGGGAGGUGUCCAGCAAGGUUUUGCAAACUUACCCCAAAUGCAAGGGCGAAGACGGCCAGGCGGAGGUCUUUCAUCGAGGCAUGGGCAAGCGGCGAGCAAGUCACCAAAGUUCAGAGCACGAUCUUGAGGAGCAGAUCAACGAGUGGGCCAACAUGACCUGGUUCUUAUUGGCCCUGGGCGGUGUCUGCCUUCACAAACGCAGCAGUAGCCGACAAAUGCUGCUGCAGCAAUCACAGAACAAUGCUUCGCUGGGAUCACUUGCGCAAAAUUCACUGUACUCGAGCUCCACAAGUUCCGGACAUGGGUCUCUGCAUCCCAGUACGGUUUCGCUAUCCACGCUUCCGCCAGCACCGCCACAAGAUGUCAGCUAUUGCCCUGUAACACAAUUCGUUGGGCAACUACUACGUCUUCUAGUCUGCAGCAACGAGAAAAUUGGUCUUAAUAUCCAGAAAAACGUUAAGGAACUGGUGGGCGAGGAGAUGUCUACCCAGCUGUAUCCCAUACUCUUCGACCAGGUUAGAGCCAUAGUGGAAAAGUUCUUCGACCAACAGGGCCAGGUGAACGUCAAUGUGACCGACAUCAACACGCAGUUCAUCGAGCACACAAUCUACAUAAUGAAGUCGAUCCUCGACCCCAAGGCUAGCAAAGAUCCCAACAACGAUCAGCCUUCGCCAUCGGAACAUUUGGGAGUUACAAGCAUCGAAGGCAUGAUGCUGGGUAUUGUGCGAUACGUUCGCCACCUGGACAUGACAGUCUAUGCCAUCCGGAUUAAGACUAAAUUAUGUCAGCUGGUGGAGGUGAUGAUGAAACGCCGCGACGAUCUGGCCUUCCGCCAAGAGAUGAAGUUUCGAAAUAAGCUGGUCGAGUACCUGACCGACUGGGUGAUGGGCACCUCGCAUCAAAUUGCGCCGCCAAGCUCAGCAGAUGCCGCUAUCCUCACCAACACAUCCCUCAUCUUUCGAGACCUGGAUCAAGCCUGCAUGGAGGCAGUGGCAGCCCUGCUUCGGGGUCUUCCCCUGCAACCGGAGGAAUCGGAUCGUGGCGAUUUGAUGGACGCAAAGAGUGCGCUCUUCUUGAAGUACUUCACGCUUUUUAUGAACCUGCUAAACGACUGCAUUGACAGCUCUGAGGCGGAAAAGGAAAUGAACAAUACUCCAUUGUUGCCACCACGCCCUCGCAUGGCAGCUGGAAAGCUUACCGCCCUACGGAAUGCUACCAUUCUGGCUAUGUCCAAUUUGCUAGGCGCCAACAUCGACUCGGGCUUAAUGCACUCUAUCGAUCUGGGCUAUAAUCCCGAUUUGCAGACCCGUGCCGCUUUCAUGGAGGUGCUCACACAAAUCCUGCAGCAAGGCACAGAAUUCGAUACCCUGGCUGAAACUGUGCUAGCAGAUCGAUUCGAGCAAUUGGUCCAGCUGGUUACAAUGAUAAGUGACAAGGGGGAACUACCCAUUGCCAUGGCACUGGCUAACGUGGUGACCACUUCGCAGAUGGACGAGUUAGCAAGAGUCCUGGUCACUCUGUUUGAUGCCAAGCAUUUGUUGUCGCCCCUGCUGUGGAACAUGUUCUAUCGCGAGGUGGAGGUCUCCGACUGCAUGCAGACGCUUUUCCGUGGAAAUUCCCUCGGCAGCAAGAUCAUGGCCUUCUGCUUCAAGAUCUACGGCGCUAGUUACCUGCAGAUGCUUUUGGAGCCGCUGAUUCGUCCACUGCUGGACGAAGAGGAGGAGACCUGCUUUGAAGUGGAUCCAGCUCGUCUUGAUCCCACCGAGGACAUUGAGCAUCACAGGAAUAAUCUGAUCGCGCUUACCCAGAAGGUGUUUGAUGCCAUCAUCAACUCGUCAGAUCGCUUUCCUCCGCAGCUGCGUUCGAUGUGCCAUUGCCUCUAUCAGGUGUUAAGCAAACGCUUCCCAAAUCUGCUCCAGAACAACAUUGGUGCAGUCGGCACGGUCAUCUUUUUGCGCUUCAUUAACCCUGCCAUAGUUUCCCCGCAAGAACUUGGAAUCGUUGACAAACAAGUGCACAGCUCGGCUAAACGAGGGCUGAUGUUGAUGUCGAAGAUCCUGCAAAAUAUUGCAAACCACGUCGAGUUCUCCAAGGAACAGCACAUGCUCUGCUUCAAUGACUUUCUGCGCGAUCACUUUGAAGCCGGUCGAAGGUUCUUCAUCCAGAUUGCCUCGGAUUGCGAAACAGUGGAUCAGACUUCGCACAGCAUGAGUUUCAUUUCCGAUGCAAACGUUCUGGCUCUGCAUCGCUUGCUGUGGACGCACCAGGAAAAGAUCGGCGACUACUUGUCCAGCAGCCGGGACCACAAAGCUGUGGGAAGGCGACCCUUCGACAAAAUGGCCACGUUGCUAGCCUACUUGGGUCCGCCCGAGCACAAGCCAGUCGAUUCACACAUGAUGUUCAGCUCAUAUGCACGGUGGAGCUCCAUUGACAUGUCCUCGACCAACUUUGAAGAGAUUAUGGUGAAGCACCAAAUGCACGAAAAGGAGGAGUUUAAGACCCUCAAGUCGAUGAACAUUUUCUAUCAAGCGGGAACCAGCAAAUCUGGUUAUCCUGUCUUCUACUACAUUGCAAGAAGAUAUAAGAUUGGAGAAACGAACGGCGAUCUGUUGAUUUACCACGUUAUACUCACCCUGAAGCCCUUCUGCCACUCGCCCUUCGAGGUAGUCAUUGAUUUUACGCACACCUGUUCGGACAAUCGAUUCCGAACAGAGUUUCUCCAGAAAUGGUUCUAUGUUUUGCCCACGGUAGCCUACGAAAAUGUGCAUGCAGUCUAUAUUUACAACUGCAACUCGUGGGUACGCGAAUACACCAAAUUCCACGAUCGCAUCCUAGCACCUUUGAAGGGAAACCGCAAGCUACUCUUUCUGGAGUCGCCCAACAAACUCACAGAUUUCAUUGAUGCGGAGCAGCAGAAGUUGCCGGGAGCCACUCUUUCGUUGGACGAGGAUCUCAAGGUGUUUAGCAACGCGCUGAAACUCAGCCACAAAGACACCAAGGUGGCCAUCAAGGUGGGUCCAACUGCCCUGCAGAUCACGUCUGCUGAAAAGACAAAGGUACUGGCUCACUCUGUGCUUCUGAACGAUGUUUACUACGCCUCGGAGAUUGAGGAGGUGUGCCUGGUGGACGACAACCAGUUCACCUUGUCCAUAACCAACGAAAGUGGUCAGCUGAGCUUCAUUCACAAUGAUUGCGAUAAUAUUGUCCAGGCCAUUAUCCACAUCCGAAAUCGCUGGGAACUUAGUCAGCCCGAUUCAGUGACGGUGCACCAAAAAAUCAGACCAAAGGACGUGCCGGGAACCCUAUUAAACAUGGCUUUGCUCAAUCUUGGCUCAUGUGAUCCCAAUCUGAGGACUGCUGCCUACAAUUUGCUAUGUGCUUUGACCGCCACUUUUGACCUGAAGAUCGAGGGUCAAUUGCUCGAGACGCAAGGUCUUUGUAUUCCCUCUAAUAAUACAAUAUUUAUUAAGUCAGUGAGCGAGAAGCUUGCCACCAACGAACCGCACUUGACCCUGGAGUUCCUCGAGGAAUCUAUUCAGGGCUUUCAACGCAGUACCAUCGAGUUGAAACAUUUGUGCUUGGAGUAUAUGACGCCGUGGCUUAAGAACCUCGUCAAGUUUUGCAAAUCCAAUGACGAUUCCAAGAAGCUUAAAGUCUCACAAAUUUUGGACAAGCUUAUCAACCUAACCAUUGACCAAAAGGAAAUGUAUCCCUCAGUGCAGGCAAAAAUUUGGGGAUCGAUUGGGCAGAUUCCCGAGCUCAUUGACAUGGUGUUGGACAACUUCUUGCACAAAUCGAUUACAUACGGCUUGGGCUCACCGCAAGUGGAAAUCAUGGCGGAUACUGCAGUGGCUCUUGCUUCCGCCAACGUUCAAUUGGUAUCCAAGAAGGUUAUCACUCGGAUGUGCCGAGUAAUGGACAAAUCCUGCACGAAUCCUACGCAGUAUCUGGAGCAACACAUGAUGUGGGAUGACAUUGCCAUCCUGGGACGCUAUCUGCUCAUGUUGUCGUUCAACAACUGUUUGGAUGUGGCCACCUCGGUGCCCUACUUAUUCCACACCAUAACGUUUUUGGUCUGCUCGGGAUCGCUGUCUAUGCGGGCCUCCACCCAUGGCCUGGUGAUCAACAUCAUCCACUCGCUGUGCACCUGCACCAACCCCUCCUUCUCGGAGGAGGCGCAGCGAGUGCUUCGACUGUCCCUGGAUGAGUUCUCGCUGCCCAAGUUCUAUCUGCUCUUCGGCAUCAGCAAAGUCAAGUCGGCAGCAGUGACUGCAUUCCGCUCCAGCUGCCGCCAUCCCACAGAUAAGUGGCUAGGAAAUGAGAGAGUUACUCAACCUCUCCCCGCGGACCGGGAACGUUUGUCGUUGCCCUCGUUGGAAGUCAUUACGGAUGCUCUUCUUGAAAUCAUGGAGGCUUGCAUGCGCGACGUUCCUGAUUGCGAGUGGCUCAACACCUGGACAUCCUUGGCUCGCAGUUUCGCCUUCUGCUAUAAUCCAGCACUGCAGCCCAGAGCUCUGAUAGUCUACGGUUGCAUCAGCAAGAGUGUUACGGACCACGAGGUGAAGCAGUUGCUGCGCAUCCUGGUGAAAGCCCUUGAAUCGUUCAACGAUCUCAUUCUGAUCGAGGCGCUGGUCAUGUGUUUGACUCGCAUUCAACCGCUUCUGCGUCCGGAGUCGCCCAUCCAUCGAGCCCUUUUUUGGGUGGCCAUUUCGGUAUUGCAGCUGGACGAGAUUACCCUGUAUGGUGCAGGUCUGGCUUUGCUCGAGCAGAACCUUCACACACUAAAGUCACAGGGCUGUUUCGACAAGAAGGAGACCAUAGCCGAGGUGAUGAUGAAAACGAGGGAAAAGCUGGAGUGGCACUUCAAGCAACUGGAUCACGCCGUAGGACUUUCGUUCCGCAGCAAUUUCCACUUUGCCCUGGUGGGCCAUUUAAUUAAGGGCUUCCGUCAUCCAACACCUACCACAGUUUCCCGAACUUCUCGAGUCCUGACCAUGCUGUUAGGCAUCAUAGCCAAGCCGUUGCAUCGAGACAAAUUCGAGGUCACCCCCGAAAGCGUAGCCUACUUGACGGCUCUGGUGGCUGUUUCCGAGGAAGUCCGUUCCAGGUGCCAUGUAAAGCACGCCCUGCCCCGCUGGCCUGCUGAUCUCAGUGGCAGUGUGGAGAAUGGGGAGGCACCCAGUGGAGUGCAAGCCAUUGGCCUGACCCUAUCGCGGCGUCAGAAAAGUUGGGACAUCCUAGAUCAGUCGGCUCUGCAAUUUGCUCGCCAGCAUAAGGUUCCUACUCUUCAGAACGCGCGGGUUUUGUUCAAAACUCAACGCUCAUUCUCGGUGCCGACGACCAAAGAUCCGAACAAUGCAACCGGCAUCGAAGAACGUCAGGAACGCGGCUCGCGUUCUUCGGUGUCCAACGAGUCGAAUGUCCUGCUGGAUCCCGAAGUCCUUCCUGACUUGUCCAUACAAGCCCUGGUGUUGACUGUUUUGGCCACUUUGGUCAAGUAUUCCUCGGAUGAGGGCGAAACGCGUGUCUUGUAUCAGUAUUUGGCCGAAGGAUCUGUGGUCUUUCCCAAGGUGUUUCCAGUUAUUCAUUCGUUGCUGGAUCAGAAGAUCAACAAUAUUUUGUCAGUGUCCCACGAUCAAGUGGUGCUGAACUCGGUGCAGAAUAUCAUACAAAAUAUGCUGGCCAGCGAAGAUCCAUCGCAACAACAGCUGCACUUUCUCCAGAGUUGCGGAUUUGGCGGCCUCUGGAGGUUUGCUGGUCCCUUCACCAAGUACAACAUGAUGGGUGAAUCAUCGGAACUGUUUGUCAACUGUUUGGAGGCCAUGGUUGAGACCUGUUUGCCAGGCGAUGAAUCUGCCCCGGUGCCACCGUCGCCACGUCCCUAUAAUCUGAGCUCUAGUUUGAGUAGCCUGACCUUGGGCUCCCCCACGGACAAAGCAUUCUCAUCGGAAUCAUUAGAUUUUUAUGACAAUUGCCCAGGCAGCGUCAGCAGCCUGCGACGCGCCUCACACAGCAAAUCACGCGCCAAACAUCGAAUUAACGACAGUCCAUCACAUUGAACGUUCCACAAGUAAAUUACAAAAAAAAAAAUAUUUAAAACUGCAACUAAAGACAAAAUAAGAAUAGCUGAAAACAAUGCCACAGAAUAACACCAUUAUUGGAAACAAAUAUGUACUUUGUAGUUAUCUAAGCUUUGCCAAAUGGAAUUAUUGUCCCCACAUUUAAUACGGUUCAUUUUGUAAUUGCGGACACCACCUUGAAAAAUGCAAAUUGUUAAACACAAAACAAAAAUCCAAAGACAACCACUUGAUAAUGCACUUAACCGUACAAGCAUUAGCAAAUUGAUGUUGAAAAAUUAGGAAUUAUAUUGAUGAUAUAUCUGGUACCUUGAAGCAUUUAAAACAUAUUUUCGAUAUCAUGUGGGUGAAUUGAAUGCACCUUUUAUAGCGUAGUGUAGUGUUGCCACAAAUAUUUGCUGAUCCAAGAGACAAGAACCGAAAUUCACUACAGCUUAAUUGUAACAGAGUACCAAAAUAUAUUUCUGAUAAAUGCAUGCCUAAAAUUUUUAAAAAUGUUGAAAAAAAACCGUCACCCUGUACAAGAUUCGGUUCAGUAGCUAAAUAUUUAGCCAAAAACAAAAAAACAUCAAGAUUUUAUAUAUUUUCAUUAAAGACCAUAUUUUAUACAAGCAAAUAGAUAAUGAAAGUAAAAUAUAAGUAAAUUUAGUCUUCUUUACCGCUUUAUUGCCCAGAUAUUCCUUUCAGCCCACCUAUUCCUUCCCUCGAUGUGUUUAUGCAAUUUUUGUCUUACUUUCAGCUGCAUGAAUAACAACUACAAACCCGCGCACUAGACGUACCACACUAAUCGCAAAAGUAAUGCGUUUCCUAAAUCUGUUUAAAAAGUGCUUUUAGAGAACGUGAAAACCCCCACAGAAUGUCGUACAAAAACAUAGAAUAUUUAUAUAUUGAUACAUGUAUAGAAUGUCCAGAAGCCAUGUCCACUAAAUGCGAAAGGAGGAAAUGAACGCGAGAAACGAUAUGUGUAAAAAUGAAUGUAUAUAAUGUAUGUGUAGAAGGGAGUGGAUCGCUGAUACUGUAAUCACAAUAGAAGAAGAUAUCGAACGAAAUAUUUUUAAACGAUUAUCGAUUGUAAGCUUUAAAGUUUGCAAUCCGCAACUGAAAGUAUACACACCAAGUCCACCAGUUCCUGAAAAGAUGACCACGACCAGGCAAAUCGGAGUUAACCAGAAAGCGAUUAAAGGCAAAAUCAAACGAAACGAAUUAAAGAACUUAAAGCUUUAACAAAACGGCGUGCUCCGCAUGUCGUUUGCAUUGUUUUGUAUUAUAAAAGAAUCUCCCCCGCAGAAAAUGUAUCAGAUGGCAUUUAUUUUUUUAUUCUAAUUACUAUUAUUUUUUUUUUAAUGUUCAUAUAUCAUGAUUCCUUACUAAUUUAUUUCAUGAGCACAUUCUGCAAGCAAAUUGUAAAACACCAAAAACUAAUCGAAUGUAAGCUUAAAACGACCCAGUCCGCUUAAUGAUAAUUUAGUUUUAAGCACAAUCCAAGAUUUUAAACGAAAUAGAGUUGAUAAGCGAAAAGAAUCGAACCAAAAUAAAACCUUACGAACGUUACACAUUUGUACCUCUUAUUAAACAAUAAACGCAACAAAUUAGUCCGUUACACUUACUUUCUAGCACAUGGAUUUUAAACUGUAUUUGGCGUUACCAGAUAUUUUUUUUUAACUAGAUGAGCAAAUGGAACAGGAUCCAUCAUUAAUAAUCUUAAUGUAUAUGUGUGUGUUGCUAUAUGUGUAUUAAAUAUGUAUCUUUGUAUAUUACAGCCACUUGAAGAUAUUUAUAAAAUGUUAAUGUCCCAAAUUUAUCAAUGUACAAGAAUAUCGAACAAAUUAAUAUACUUUCAAUUCAAAUGUUUAAUGAAAA